Dinoponera quadriceps is the source of this 8422-nucleotide messenger RNA. It is a transcript of the gene Ca-alpha1D, whose product is annotated as muscle calcium channel subunit alpha-1. Gene Ontology annotation, biological process: calcium ion import across plasma membrane. Lineage: Eukaryota; Metazoa; Arthropoda; Insecta; Hymenoptera; Formicidae. The record is from RefSeq and is a predicted model, not a curated record. Gene Ontology annotation, molecular function: high voltage-gated calcium channel activity. The transcript has 43 exons. The coding region runs from base 755 to 7003 and encodes 2082 amino acids. Gene Ontology annotation, cellular component: voltage-gated calcium channel complex; membrane.
UCGUAGUUGUGUACCGGUGCCUGGUGGUGGUGGUUCGUAGUAGUGAAUGCUCUCGUGCUGUGUGCUCCAGGAAGCGGGUACGCGACACAGGGAGGCCACGAGGAAGGCGCGAGAGAUACGCACACACGUCGCGCGGACACGCUUCGCGGAGAGAAGGGCCGACGAGAGAGAGAGAGGGAGAGCUAGAGAGAGAAGGGUGCUGCACCCUCGACUUGGUCGCGACGACACCGUCCGCUCGCGAGAUCGCUGCUCCUGCGGGCGAAGAGGGUGCGUAGCGCCCUGCGUAAUCCACGGGAGUGGAGAGUCGGAUCACCGCCGGGGCCGGCGCAUCGGGAAGAUCAUUAGGCGGAGCAAGAGAGUGACGCGGGAACGCGGAAGGAAAAGGGCGACUCUCGGCAGUAGCAGCGGGGCGGCAACAGUGAGCGAGCGAUCGCGAGGUCGCGAGUGCGUGAGAACGAGGAUAUGACGAGCGGAUACGCCCGGCGGCUCGCGUGAUACGCAACGCAAUCCGUCGUGCUUCGCCGCCGAGGAAGAUAUGUGGUCACGGAGGGAGCUUCGUAGCAGCCCAGUGCCGUAGCAUGCCGGCGAGCUGCAGCGCGUGGUGGGGCGCCUCUGAGACACCGCGUCGAUCGGCGUCAGCCGUCUGCGUGGCAAGGCAGCAGAAGCAGCAACCGCUGGAGCGUCGCCGUAGACGGAGAAGAAGGAGGCGAGAUCGUCGUCGGAGGGGAAGCACGGAGCUCGACACCAGCGACCGAUGAGCGCGGGGGGGGAUGGGGGCUCGGCACUGGGCCCCCCUGGGCUGCCGGGGCUCCAGCCGAUUGUCGCAACCCCCUUCAACGCGACCCCCCCCGUCAUCGGUGGCGAUGCACAGCUGGGUAACGCACAGCCGCCGCAAUCGCAGACAGGUGCGGGCCCCGGGGCCGCCACCGCCGGCGGCGCUGCCGCCGCCGCCUCCAAGUCGGCCCCGAAGAGGCCUGCCAGACGGGGCGGCAAGCCGCCACCCGACAGGCCCAUCAGGGCGCUCUUCUGCCUGCCCCUCAAGAACCCUCUUAGGAAGAUGUGCAUCCACGUCGUGGAAUGGAAACCUUUCGAAUGGCUCAUUCUCAUGACCAUAUUUGCGAACUGCGUCGCCCUGGCCGUCUACACGCCGUAUCCCUUAGGCGAUUCUAAUCAGACCAACCAGUACUUGGAGAAGAUAGAGUACGUUUUUCUUGUGAUUUUUACGGUGGAAUGCGUGAUGAAGAUCAUAGCUUACGGCUUCGUCGCCCACCCGGGCGCUUAUCUCCGCAACGGCUGGAACCUGCUGGAUUUCACGAUAGUCGUUAUUGGUAUGGUGAGCACAGUGCUGACGAUACUCAUGAAGGAGGGUUUCGACGUCAAGGCCUUAAGGGCGUUUCGUGUUCUGCGUCCUCUCAGACUGGUCUCCGGUGUUCCAAGUCUUCAGGUGGUCUUGAACUCUAUUUUGAGGGCGAUGAUACCACUUUUGCACAUCGCUUUAUUAGUUCUCUUUGUCAUCAUCAUUUACGCCAUCAUCGGCCUCGAGCUGUUCUCCGGGAAGAUGCACAAAACAUGCAGACACAACGGGACUGACGAGAUAAUGGACGAUCCAGUACCUUGUGGCCAGGGGGGCUUCCAGUGCUCUCGGGUCGGGCCCGAGUACUACUGCAGCAAACAGUUCUGGGAGGGUCCCAACUAUGGCAUCACGAAUUUCGACAAUUUCGGACUGGCCAUGCUCACGGUCUUCCAAUGCGUCACCCUCGAGGGCUGGACGGACGUGCUUUACAAUAUCGAGGAUGCGAUGGGAAGCUCGUGGCAGUGGAUAUACUUCAUUUCGAUGGUCAUUCUCGGGGCCUUCUUCGUAAUGAAUCUAAUUCUCGGUGUGUUGUCCGGUGAAUUCUCUAAGGAGAGAGAGAAGGCGAAGGCGCGGGGUGACUUUCACAAGCUCAGGGAGAAACAGCAGAUCGAGGACGAUCUCAGGGGUUACCUCGACUGGAUAACGCAGGCGGAGGACAUCGAGCCGGAGACCGACGAGCCGAAGAUGCAAGACGGAAAAUCCAAGCAACAGAACGAAAUGGAAAGCACGGACCAAUUGGAGGGCGACGAAGAGGGCAUCCAACAGGAGUCCGUUUGGAAGAAGAAGAAGAGAGAUUUGGAUAGAGUGAAUAGACGGAUGAGGCGAGCCUGCAGGAAGGCUGUAAAGUCCCAGGUCUUCUAUUGGCUCAUCAUAGUUUUGGUUUUCUUGAAUACCGGCGUUCUCGCCACGGAGCAUUACAAUCAGCCGCGUUGGUUGAACGACUUUCAAGACGUCACGAAUACGUUCUUCAUCGUGCUGUUCUCCAUGGAGAUGAUGCUGAAGAUGUACAGUUUAGGCUUUCAGGGUUACUUUGUCUCGCUGUUCAAUCGCUUCGAUUGCUUCGUCGUGAUCGGCUCGAUCAGCGAGAUGAUCUUUACAAAUACAGAGGUGAUGCCGCCUCUUGGCGUUUCCGUACUCCGUUGCGUCCGGCUGCUCAGGGUAUUCAAAGUAACCAAAUAUUGGAGAUCACUGUCGAAUCUGGUGGCUUCCCUACUGAAUUCGAUACAAUCGAUCGCCUCCCUGUUGCUCCUACUUUUCCUUUUCAUUGUUAUCUUCGCUCUUCUGGGCAUGCAGGUCUUCGGUGGAAAGUUCAAUUUCAGCGACAAGGAGGAGAAGACACGUCACAACUUCGACAGCUUUUGGCAGAGCUUGCUCACCGUGUUUCAGAUACUGACCGGCGAGGACUGGAACGCUGUGAUGUACGUGGGGAUUCAGGCUUACGGCGGCGUCGCCAGCAUCGGUGUGCUUGCCUGCGUUUAUUUCAUCAUCCUCUUCAUAUGCGGCAACUAUAUCCUCUUGAACGUGUUCUUGGCUAUCGCCGUCGACAAUCUCGCCGAUGCCGAGUCCCUGACUGCCAUCGAGAAGGAGGCCGAGGAGGAGGCGGAAAAAAAUAAAUCUCACAGCGGCUCGCCGGCGAGGGACGAAGUCAGUGGCGAAGCUGGCGAUGAUGGCGGUGAGGGGACCGGGGGAGAGGACGAAGGCGCCGGUACUGAUCUCGAACACGAUCCUAACGAGACAAUGGAGGACUACGAGGCCGCAUUAGAUACCGAAACAUCGGAGAAAAGCGAGGAUAUGAAUACGCAUACGAAAGUGCGACUCAACAUCGAGUCCGACGAGGAAGAAGUGGAAGAGGAAGAAGAGGAGGAAGCCGAGCAGGAAGAGAUGCAAGAUGAAGGACAGGAAGUGUCGGCCAGACCGCGAAGGAUGUCCGAAUACAACAUGGCCACUAAGAAGGAACCUAUACCGGCUGGAUCGGCGUUCUUCAUUUUCUCGAGCACUAAUAAGUUUCGCGUGUUAUGCCAUUGGUUCUGCAAUCACAGUUACUUUAGCAACGUCAUCCUGGUCUGCAUUAUGAUCUCCUCCGCCAUGUUGGCCGCCGAGGAUCCGUUGAAAGCGCAGUCGUACAGAAAUCAGAUACUGGGUUACUUCGACUACUUCUUCACCGCCGUCUUCACGAUCGAAAUCUGCCUCAAGAUGAUUUCAUACGGCUUCAUCAUCCACGACGGCGCGUUCUGCCGGUCGGCUUUCAACCUGCUCGAUCUCGUCGUCGUUUGCGCUUCUCUCGUCUCUAUGACUGUCACUUCUGGCGCGUUCUCCGUGGUCAAGGUCCUCCGAGUGCUUCGCGUGCUGAGGCCGCUCCGCGCGAUCAAUCGCGCCAAGGGACUGAAGCACGUAGUACAGUGCGUCAUCGUAGCAGUAAAGACUAUCGGAAACAUAGUCCUCGUCACCAGCCUCCUGCAGUUCGUGUUCGCCGUCAUUGGCGUACAGCUCUUCAAGGGCAAGUUUUUCUAUUGUACCGACGCAUCGAAAAUGACGAAGAACGAAUGCCAGGGUACUUAUUUGGAAUUCGAAAACGGUAAUAUCAAUAAACCGAUCGUGAGGGAGAGAUCAUGGCAGCAGUAUCGUUUUCACUUCGAUGACGUUGCCAAGGCGAUGUUAACCCUCUUUACGGUCUCGACCUUCGAAGGUUGGCCAUCACUAUUAGAGUGGUCGAUCGACUCCAAUCAAGAGAAUCAUGGACCAAUUCAUAACUUUCGGCCGAUCGUGGCCGCUUACUACAUUAUCUACAUCAUCAUCAUCGCGUUCUUCAUGGUGAACAUCUUCGUCGGUUUCGUCAUCGUCACCUUCCAGAACGAGGGCGAGCAAGAGUACAAAAACUGCGAGCUCGAUAAAAAUCAGAGAAAUUGCAUCGAGUUCGCGCUAAAGGCUAAGCCAGUGCGGCGAUAUAUACCGAAGCAUCGAAUACAGUACAAAGUCUGGUGGUUCGUCACCUCUCAACCCUUCGAGUACACGAUAUUCACGUUAAUUAUGAUCAACACCGUGACGCUCGCGAUGAAAUUUUACCGGCAACCGCAGAUAUACACGGACGCCUUGGACGUUCUCAAUAUGAUCUUCACCGCAGUAUUCGCCAUGGAGUUUGUGUUCAAGCUAGCAGCAUUUCGAUUUAAGAAUUACUUCGGCGAUGCAUGGAACGUCUUCGAUUUUAUUAUCGUGCUCGGCAGUUUCAUCGAUAUCGUUUAUUCGGAGCUCAACCCUGGGUCAUCCAUCAUUUCGAUCAACUUCUUCAGGCUAUUUCGCGUGAUGCGAUUGGUCAAGCUAUUGAGUAGAGGAGAGGGCAUCCGAACACUUUUGUGGACGUUCAUUAAAUCUUUUCAGGCUCUGCCCUAUGUUGCUCUUCUUAUUAUAAUGUUGUUCUUUAUUUACGCUGUGAUAGGCAUGCAGGUCUUCGGAAAAAUUGCGAUAGACGACGACACGGCGAUAGAUCGUAACAAUAAUUUCCAGUCCUUUCCACAAGCCGUGUUGGUUCUAUUUCGAUCGGCGACGGGCGAGUCGUGGCAAGAAAUCAUGAUGGCUUGCUCGGCGCAACCGGGCAUAGUCAUGUGCGAUCCUGCCAGCGACGAUUUCGGCAAUUCGAACGGCUGCGGAUCGGACGUUGCAUUUCCCUACUUCAUAUCUUUCUACGUGCUCUGCUCAUUUCUCAUCAUCAAUCUCUUCGUCGCCGUUAUCAUGGACAAUUUCGAUUACUUAACGAGAGACUGGUCGAUACUCGGACCGCAUCACUUGGACGAGUUUAUUCGGUUGUGGUCCGAAUAUGAUCCCGACGCGAAAGGACGUAUUAAGCAUCUCGACGUGGUAACGUUGCUGAGGAAGAUAUCACCGCCUUUAGGUUUCGGAAAGCUGUGUCCUCACAGGGUAGCUUGUAAGAGACUAGUCUCGAUGAACAUGCCACUGAAUAGUGACGGUACCGUCUUGUUCAAUGCGACGUUGUUCGCCGUCGUGAGGACGUCGUUGAGGAUCAAGACGGAGGGCAACAUCGACGAUGCGAACGCCGAGCUCAGAGCGGUGAUCAAGAAGAUCUGGAAGAGGACCAGUCCGAAGCUCCUGGAUCAAGUCGUUCCACCGCCCGGAGUGGACGACGAGGUGACGGUCGGCAAGUUUUACGCGACCUUCCUCAUCCAGGACUACUUCCGGCGAUUCAAGAAACGCAAGGAGCAGGAAAUGAAGGACGGUGACAAGGAUUGCCAUAACACUGUGACGCUUCAGGCCGGUUUGAGGACGCUACAUGAAGCCGGGCCCGAGUUGAAACGCGCGAUUUCCGGUAAUUUAGAAGAACUCCUCGAUGACAAUCCGGAGCCUAUGCACAGGAGAAACCACUCGCUCUUUGGCAGCGUGUGGUCCAGCAUGCGGAAAGGACAUCACAGCUUCCAUAGGGCGAGAUCGUUGAAAGUGAACUCCACCGCUGCGAAGGCUUCCCCGACCAAUUCCAUAGACUUUUUGCCGUAUUCUUCGUUGCAGAGGACUGGUGGCCCGGAUGCCGCCAAUCAAAUCACUGCGAGGUCUCACCAAGUUGUGCCAAAUGUAGCGGGUGGUCUGAGCGACGGCGCGAUGAACCAAAUGGGAAUGGAUCUACGGCUGACGGGCAUGGAGGAAAACAUACCCCUGAGACCGCUCGCUGUCUUCGGCAACCCCGUGCAACAGACGCCUUAUCAGAGCGCGUAUAAAGUGGUCGAUGGAUCGGGUAGCGGUAACUAUCUCCAUCCCAAUAGCGAAUAUGCCGUAGACGACUGUGACGACGAGGACACGACUACGGGAAGCGUAUCGAGCGAUUCCGGCAAGUGGAACCAUUCGGAGGGUGCGGUGGUGCGCGGUACGUCUGGGAGGGCCCACGUCACCGUGCUGGGUCGGUCGUCGAAGCGCCGGGGUCGCCGCGACGCCGCUGUCGCCGGCGGCAAAUCGGCCCCGGCGAGCUUCCGGUCGCGCGACGCGGCCGACACCGACGCGGCCACGUCGGCCGGCCAGUCGGGGUCAGCUGUCGCGUCGGGCGCCCGCACCGUCGCCAACGGCCUUAAAAUGGCACAGACCCAGGCGAUCGCCGUCGCCGGUUUCCUCGCCGACGUCGACUCGCGGCAAUGGCGCGUCUACGCUUCCUGCUUCUCGCACCGAGCGUCCUAUCAUGGCAGAGUUCCCUGGGCUGGAGAGAGUAACGGAAGCAUCGGCGCAGAGCGCCUGUCCCACAGCCUGCCCGGGAGUCCUGCGGACCGGAAACCGAAUUUCGAGGUCAUCGGGAGCGCGGAGAGUCUCGUCGGUCGGGUCCUAGCAGAGCAGGGUCUCGGCAAGUACUGCGACCCGGACUUCGUGCGGUACACGUCGCGCGAGAUGCAGGAAGCGCUGGACAUGACACGGGAGGAGAUGGACCGGGCGGCGCACCAGUUGCUGCUGCAGGAGCGACGCGGUCAGCCGCUGACCUACCAGCUGCAACAAGGUAUGGAGCAGCCGUGGGGCCAGCAGACGACCGGCAUCAGCUACCAGCCGUUGCAGGAACAGCCGUCGGCGGGCGGCGGCCAGCCGUCCGUUUACCCUCCGCAGGGCGGCUACCAUCAGCUUCGCAGCGGCAACCGGCAGCAGCAACAGCGACAGCCGCCGUCCUAGCAGGACGAGAAGUCGCCAGCGACGCGAACAUCGUCCACGUAACGCGAAAACACCUUCUCUUCCGCAUCCACGGAUUAGUCGCCGAGGUCGUCGCGGAGAUAGACGAGCCAAGAUGAGCGGAGCAACGCCAAGCGGCGGAGCCGGUCGCGCGAAUUCGACGGAAACAGACCGUGAGCUCUGACGUCGUAGUCGUCGUUGUGGUCGUUCGGAGAGCUCGAGGAUGCUUGGAACCGUCCUGAGUGCGUAAAUGUAGUUAGACCCGUGGACCGAGCGGAGAUGCUACCGAAAGGUCGUGACGACGAGCUCGUCCUCGUCCGCCGACACCAUCCGGGAGCCGAUGUCGCUCGACGAGUAUUUUCUAAGUCGAUUUUUCACGCACGAGCGAGCGUCUCGUCCCAGCGCUUCGAGCUGUGUCUCUGAUUCCUGACCGGCCGGAUGUUGAAGUCGGCGAGGAUGGUGCGAGUCGCGAACCGAACGGAGUUCCGAAGAAGCUCGUUCGGUAUGAAGUAUAUAUGAGCACAUAUACUUUGUAAGACGUAUUUUCACAGCGAUGAGAGAGAGAGAGAGAGAGAGAGAAGCUCGUCGUCGUUGUCAUCGCCUUUCGACGUCGGAUAGUCGCGAGAACAAACAAAUUAACUGACGGAGCACCCCGGGACCCAGGCUCCCGGGACGGAAUUGAGUUCACUUCUUUAGGAAUAGUUUUUAGAGACACCAUUGUCCCGUUUAACGUCGAUCUCCGUUUUCGGUUCGGCUCGUCCUGACAGGGACGACACGACGGACGCCGCGCGUAUUCUCUGUACCGGAAACGGACGAAUCGAAAUGAGAGACUGGGAUUCGCCCUGUCGAAUUGCAAGGUCUGCAUUUUUCUUCUUAACGAUUGGCUUCCGCGCACUUGAAACUUGUUACAUGCUUACUUACUCCUAUCUACUUCAAUUUUUAUAAAGAAUAAUGAAAAAAUAAUCAAUCCAUUCUUCGGAAUUAACACGUUAACUGCCAUGGGAAAGUCACCGGUGAUCGACACUGUCACAUUUCCGCGUUUUAUUGAUUUCUGUGUAUAAAAUAUAAUUAAAAAAUUAUUAUAUAGAAGAAAUUUAAUACCUAGCCAACAGGAAACUGACAAAUCCAGCUAACCGAUAAACCAGAUAUAUGCAUUAUGAAUUUAUUUAUUACACGGAGAGAAAUAAUUUGCUAACAUAACAAAUUUAUGCUGUCGCAACAAAAUCUCAGUCAAUUAUUGUGUGAAUCGCAAAGCGAUUUGUCAAGAAUAUUAAUUGCCUUCCGUUGAAUUAUUUUGCUGAUUUUAUAAAUUACUUUGCUGUAAGACGAAUUAGAGUAAAUAUGAGAAAACAUUAUUUUAUUCAAACAGCAAAUUAACGUGUUCUAAAAACAAAUUCCCUCGGCAGAAUAUUUUUUAUUUUG